UUCAUGAUUUUAACAUAUGUUUGAUAAUCUGCUUUUUAUCAAAGUUCGAAAGGUUACUGAUGUUUGAUAAGACAUAAAUCAUAAAAAUGUAUUUUAGAGUUUAGACACUUUAUAUAUUUAUUAGUACUACAAUUAUACUUACGACCUGCCUUGUAUCUACUUCGCUGUGUGCAUUGUUAGCAAUAUUCAAUAAAUAUAAUUAUAUUUUACCGACCAAUUCAUUACGAUUGUCGAAAAUCGUGAAUAUAUAUUUUUUUAAAAUGGCUGCACGAGAAGCCUCUAAAUGUGCAACUAAAAUAGUUCGACCAUUAUUAUCAUCUAAUAAAUCAGAAGCUAAAAAAAGAGUUUUAAAUUUAUAUAAAACAUAUUACAGGCAAAUCCCUUUGAUGUUGUUUGAUCGCCAUUUACCCGUUUCAAAAGAAGAAUGUCAAAUUAAGUUAAAAGAAGAAUUCUUAAAAAAUAAACACAUAACUGAUAUUAGAGUCAUUGAUAUGUUAGUUAUUAAGGGUCAGAUGCUGUUGCAAGAAAUUGUUACCAAAUGGGCUCAGGACUGUCAUAUAAUGACAUUAUUUAAAGAUACUGUUGAGCCAAAGCCAAAUGAUUUUUUGUCAAAAUUUGUUAACAAUAAUGACUCUCAAUAGUUAAAUUAAUGAACACAGUUUCUCUAUUUGUUAUUAGUUGAUACAAUUAAUUGCAUAUACCUAGAUUAAUAAAAUGCAAAUACGUUCUUUGUUGUAACAUAUAAUAUAAAAAGUAGAUUCAAAUUGAAUACUGUUAUUUUAUUUAGUUUUGAAUACUUUCAUUAACUAAAAGUAAAAUUACAAUUUUUAUAUAAAGUACUAACAAAUUUAGAGAAAAAAAGCCCAGAAAAUUAUAUUCCCAAAAAAAAUGGUAAAAAAAACUCCUCACCAACAAACACUAAACACUCAAUUAUUUUGCUCUAUGUAUUUCAAAUUUCCAACUAUUUAAUGCAUUUUCAAAAUUAUUGGUAUUAUUCAAUAAUUAUGUAACACUGUUUUUAACAUAAUAUAUUGUCGUGCAUUAAAUGAAUUUAAUAUAAUUAUUAA
Metopolophium dirhodum (rose-grain aphid) is the source of this 1067-nucleotide messenger RNA. It is a transcript of the gene ND-B14, whose product is annotated as NADH dehydrogenase [ubiquinone] 1 alpha subcomplex subunit 6. NCBI's taxonomy places the organism in Eukaryota, Metazoa, Arthropoda, Insecta, Hemiptera, Aphididae. The record is from RefSeq and is a predicted model, not a curated record. The coding region runs from base 261 to 641 and encodes 126 amino acids. Gene Ontology annotation, biological process: response to oxidative stress. The transcript is spliced from 3 exons.